This is a messenger RNA of Cyclospora cayetanensis, 723 nucleotides long. RefSeq lists its product as uncharacterized. Lineage: Eukaryota; Apicomplexa; Conoidasida; Eucoccidiorida; Eimeriidae. Bases 130 to 723 code for a protein of 197 amino acids. Gene Ontology annotation, molecular function: mRNA binding. The record is from RefSeq and is a predicted model, not a curated record. Gene Ontology annotation, cellular component: nucleus; cytoplasm. The transcript has 5 exons.
GCGGAUGAUCCAAGGCCGUGCCUUGAAGGCCAAGAACCUGAGAAGCAACCGGAGGCCCCCGCGCCCGGAUGCAGCGUCUACGUGGGCAACUUGGCCUGGGGUGUGCGCUCUGCCGAACUACACGAGCACAUGAGCCAAGCUGGAGUGGUAGUGCGAGCUGAUGUGUUCGAGGACUAUCAGGGACGGAGCAAGGGUUGCGGGAUCGUUGUGUACAAAGACGAAGAAUCCGCGCAGCGUGCUAUCAAGGAGCUCACGGAUUCUGUCCUACUGGAACGCCCAAUUUUUGUCCGUGAGGACAGGGAAGAGGGAGGCGGCGGUGGAAAGUUUUCUGGUGGCCGAGGACGUGGCCGAGGCCGCGGGGGCUUUUCUGGAGGCCGUGGAGGUUACCAGGGAGGCCAAGGCAGCAGCUAUCAGGGGGGCAAUCAAGGAUCCCAGGGGUAUCAAGGGGGCAGCCAGGGUGGAAGUCAGGGUGCAGGCAGCCGCCAGGUGUUCGUGUCCAACUUGCCAUGGAAGACUUCAUGGCAUGAGCUGAAGGACCUCUUCCGCGAGUGUGGGGAGGUUGUCAGGGCCGACAUCCUCGAGAUGCCGAAUGGCCGGUCCAAGGGUGUGGGCACUGUGCUCUUCACAAAUCGGGAGAGUGCUCAGAAUGCAAUCGACACCUUCAACAACUACGUGUUGGACGGCAGGCAUAUUUCUGUUAGAUUCGACAGAAAGGAGCUCUAA